Brenthis ino (lesser marbled fritillary) is the source of this 1611-nucleotide messenger RNA. NCBI's taxonomy places the organism in Eukaryota, Metazoa, Arthropoda, Insecta, Lepidoptera, Nymphalidae. The record is from the annotation of a GenBank genome assembly.
AUGACGUUAACGGGUAACAUAAGCGAUAACUUGGCGCAAUCGAGCUGCGUACACGAUGAUACUUCAAAUUUUAAUAUCCUAUAUUGCUCCCACCUCUGGUCUAAUAGUAAUUUUAGGCAAGCAAUUAUAAAUCCAUCAUGCAAAGAUAAUAAAUUAACCAAAUAUUGUUACACCUGUAGAGGGAAGAUAAGGAAUUAUGGUAUUACACCCCCAAAAGAACAUUUUCUACCCAACAAUCAUUCUACUCCAAGAGUUGAACCUAUUCACGAAAAAAUAGAAAGAAGUCCAUCAGAAUUUUAUAAAAAUUGCCUUGAUGACUCUUACAACUUAGAUGAUAGUUUUCCCGGUAGAAAAUCAUCUAUCAGCGACAUAAAUAUCAAUAACCUGGAAAUUACACAAUAUAUUCCAACGAUAUCCAGACAAGUAGAUAGUAACAGUAUCCGUCAUAAAUAUACAAGUGAACAAUAUGAACAGUGUGAAAAUGACGUCAGUCAAAGAAGACUGAGUAAAAGUCUAAACGGCAUUGGGUGUGUCGUGAACUGGUCUCUGACUGAGAGUCCAAAAAAAAGGCGUACACAAAUACAAGCCUGCUCAAUAAGUGUGAUGAUCAUAGCUAUAGUAGUAAUUAGUUUGAUUUUAGUUAAUUUAACUACUUUUAAUAAUUCUAAUAACAUAAAAAAUUAUACCAGUACAAGCUUAGUGCCAACAGAGAACAUAAAUAUUCAUGAAAAUUCUUCAGCUAUUGUCAAUUUUUAUACAGACCUUACAGUUCCUCAAACCAAGCAAAUUAUGGUAACGGAUCCUACUACUGCUACUCCUCUAUUACCUACUACACAAAAUAAUUCGUUAAUCAGCAACAUUAUUUUUAAAAUACGUAAAAAUAUAAAAACUUACCCAAAGGAUGAACAUAAAAGACAAGAAAAUAUUGAGCCAAAAAUAUUAACUAUAAAUAAAAAUUCAACACAAAGAUUUUGUUCGUGCCAAACAAAUGAAGUAUGUAUGCUAGACGAGAUAAGUGGAAAGUCUGUCUGUAAGAUAGCUGUAGACAUCGAUGACCCUACAGGUUGUGGUGGACUAUGUGCUAUGGAGACCGAAGCUUGUCAUCUUGUGGAUAAAGUUCGCGGUGUACGCGUAUGCCGACUGUUAACUCAAGUGAGUUGCUCAUCGCAAGACUGGCGUUGCCGAAAUGGCUUCUGCGUACCUUCAGAAGCAAGAUGUGAUGGAUAUAUUCAAUGCUAUGACAGAUCAGAUGAAAUGCAUUGUGAAUGCGAUCUAACCAAGCAAUUUCGAUGUGGACAUUCUAUAUCAUGUUUCUCUAAUAAAAAAAUAUGUGAUGGUUUCAUAGAUUGCUGGGAUGGUUAUGAUGAACUUAAUUGUACUAUGGAAUGUCCUCAAAAUCAAUUCACCUGUACGAACGGUCAAUGUAUAACGUCUGCUAGAUUUUGCGACGGAUUAGCAGAUUGUUCUGAUAACAGUGAUGAGCCUCAAGGUUGUGAUGGAGCUUGUGGAACUCAUGAAAUCCAAUGCAAGAACCACCGUUGUGUGCCACGUGGUGUUCAGUGUGACGGACGAGAUGACUGUGGAGAUGGUACAGAUGAAGUCCAAUGUUCG